This is a messenger RNA of Cariama cristata (Red-legged seriema), 1112 nucleotides long. It is a transcript of the gene RPF2, whose product is annotated as ribosome production factor 2 homolog (S. cerevisiae). Bases 70 to 891 code for a protein of 273 amino acids. Gene Ontology annotation, molecular function: rRNA binding. Gene Ontology annotation, biological process: ribosomal large subunit assembly; maturation of LSU-rRNA from tricistronic rRNA transcript (SSU-rRNA, 5.8S rRNA, LSU-rRNA). The transcript is spliced from 9 exons. The record is from RefSeq and is a predicted model, not a curated record. Gene Ontology annotation, cellular component: nucleolus. Lineage: Eukaryota; Metazoa; Chordata; Aves; Cariamiformes; Cariamidae.
AAAACUAAGAGAGCAAAAAGAUUUCUUGAGAAGAGAGAACCCAAACUUAAAGAAAAUACAAAAAAUGCUAUGCUCAUAAAAGGAGGAAAUGCGAACUUAACAGUGACUGAAGUGCUUAAAGACAUUUACGCUGUGAAGAAGCCUUUUGCUGUACUGUAUAAAAAGAAAAAUAUUACCAGGCCUUUUGAGGAUCAGACAUCAUUGGAAUUUUUUUCCAAAAAAUCAGAUUGUUCUUUGUUUCUGUUUGGCUCUCAUAACAAGAAGCGACCUAACAACCUGAUAAUAGGUCGCAUGUUUGACUAUCACAUCCUAGAUAUGAUCGAGCUGGGCGUUGAGAAGUUUGUAUCCCUAAAAGAUGUCAAGAACAGUAAAUGUCCUGAAGGAACAAAACCUAUGUUGAUAUUUGCUGGUGACAUGUUUGAUGUAAAUGAAGAAUACAGAAGACUGAAGAGCCUUCUUAUUGAUUUCUUCAGAGGUCCCAGCGUGCCCAAUAUUCGUCUGGCUGGUCUAGAGUACGUUCUGCAUUUCACAGCUGUAGAUGGGAAAAUUUACAUGCGAAGCUAUAAGGCGCUUCUGAAGAAAUCUGGCUGUAAAAUACCAAGAAUUGAACUGGAAGAGAUGGGACCUUCGUUAGAUCUGGUUAUGAGGAGGACACAUUUAGCUUCGGAUGACCUUUACAAGCUGUCUUUAAAACAACCAAAAGCCCUGAAGCCUAAGAAGAAAAAGAAUAUCUCCCAUGAUGUGUUCGGUACAACUUACGGUCGAAUCCACAUGCAGAAGCAAGAUCUUGGUAAACUGCAGACGCGGAAAAUGAAAGGGCUAAAAAAGAGGCCAGCAGAGAAGUCGGCUGAAGAUGGUGGGGUUAGUCCCAAAAAGUCAAAAUCAGCUUGAUAGUCUGGAACAGCUUUGACAGCUCUUUGUACCUUCAAGUUUAGUAUAUAUAUUGUAAUAUAAAUGUGUCGGACAUAAAAGAUUUAGCUGCUGUUAGCUUUAGUUUUAUAAAAAAAUCUUUUUAAUGGUUUGUCAUUUUAAAGGGAACAUGGAGUAUUGAGCUUUACCAUGGAACUUAGUUAUUUAAAAUAAAAACUGUGAUAUAACUUGCUUAAUUUUCC